AUGGAGAAUUACAUAAAGGAAGACAUUAUCGGCGAAGGUGCCUUUGGAACCGUAUACAAAGUCAAAUGUAGGGUGACAGGAAAUGUAUUUGCCUUGAAGUAUCACGUUCGCGGUGUGGAGGAUUCGACAGUGAGAGAGUUGUCCUGUCUCGCUUCACUGAGUGGUCAUCCUCACAUAAUCCGGAUGUGCGAUUGUUUCGUAGACGAUGGAACGCUUGCCAUGCUCAUGCCCUACGUACCCUACAAGCUGAGCGAACUGAUUCACAACGAACAAGCUGAGGCAUCCCACUUCCGUCAAGACCGGCCACCACAGUCCCUCCCGUUGAGUUUUGUGGCCCAUUUUUCUAGCCAAGUGGCCAGUGCUCUGUCCUACAUGCACAGAUUGAGUAUAGUGCACAGAGACCUGACACCUUUCAACGUGCUACUGACAGAAGGUCUCACUGUCAAGGUGGCCGACAUGGGCCUUUCCAGACAAAUCUCAAAAUGGAUGAGCUUGAAUGUGGUCACUGUUGCAUACAGGGCUCCUGAAUUGUUUGGUGUAGGUGAUUUUGGAGAUUACACUUGUUCCAUAGACAUGUGGAGUCUGGGCGUAAUGAUAGCGGACGCCAUGGAAAGAAGGAUGGUAUUUCGUGGACGAUUGAACCUCCACUUCCAUGGGUACAUGCUGCUGCUGCUGCAGAGUGAGUAUGAUGUCCCGUAUCUGAUUCUCAUAGUCGUGGAAAAAAUUACCUGGAGUGUAUCGGUCCCAGAACCUGUGUCGGUUGAGACCGCAGAGGGCUUGCCUGUCAGCAGUGCAGCCGAUGCUCUCACGUUGUAUCUGUCGACAUUCCUUUUGCCACAACCACCAGCCUGA
Messenger RNA from Hypomesus transpacificus, 852 nucleotides. Its product is annotated as cyclin-dependent kinase 3-like. The transcript is spliced from 3 exons. Gene Ontology annotation, molecular function: cyclin binding; ATP binding; cyclin-dependent protein serine/threonine kinase activity. Bases 1 to 852 code for a protein of 283 amino acids. Lineage: Eukaryota; Metazoa; Chordata; Actinopteri; Osmeriformes; Osmeridae. The record is from RefSeq and is a predicted model, not a curated record. Gene Ontology annotation, cellular component: nucleus; cyclin-dependent protein kinase holoenzyme complex; cytoplasm. Gene Ontology annotation, biological process: regulation of gene expression; protein phosphorylation; signal transduction.